Molecule: messenger RNA, 984 nt
Organism: Fonsecaea nubica
Lineage: Eukaryota; Fungi; Ascomycota; Eurotiomycetes; Chaetothyriales; Herpotrichiellaceae
Exons: 1
Coding region: 1-984 (327 amino acids)
Source: RefSeq, a predicted model, not a curated record
AUGUUGUUCAGUUUUGGAACCCCACUACAACGCCAACGCCGCCACGCCCUCAGACCACAUGGCCUCCUCCUCGCCCUCCUCACACUCACAUCGGGUGCCGGUGCCCAGGACGAGGAUGAGCCGACCUCGUCAGUAGCUCAAGCCAGUGAGCCAUUCACUGAUCCUCUGACGGCACUGCCAAUGCAACGCUUCUUCGGAGCACGGACACAAUUCGCCUUCUCCAUGGCAUUAUCCACCGCCGCAACGACAACCACGUCCUUCAUCGGGCAGCUCUCCUUUCCUCUCGUGGGUGGCGCUGGCUGGGGCGCCUUCGGCCUGACAGGCGAGAUGGAAGGCAACUUCAUUCUAGCCGUGUGGCCGGAUGGCGCAGGCGGCGUCAUGGCGUCGUUCCGCCAGGCCAUAGACGAGGACAACCCGGCCGAAGUGCGUGGCAAUUUCGCUGUGCGGCCCAUCGCCAACGCCGUCUCCGUCAGCGACACACAGCUCACAUACACCUUCCUCUGUGAGGAGUGCCUCAACAGCAGCCUCGGCCUGGGGCCGGAGGCCACCGUCGCCAACGCCGUCAUGGGCUGGGCCCUGUCCGAGCGAGCGGUUCGCGACCCCGGAAACCCUGCAGCGUUCUUGGGAUUUCAUGAGCGUGGCUUUGGACCGUUUACGGCAAGGUUGGGUGACGCUAGGACUGCGGCGUUCGAAGGCGUGGCAGCUACGGCUGGGUUGCCGGUGGCUGACUCGGGGAAUGCGGUGCCAGCCCAAACCAAUAUAUUUGAUGGCGAGGGAAGUGGGGACGAAGGCGGCAGCGGUGAUGAUGACGACGACGACGACGAUGAUGAUGAUUUCUUUGGGGUAGCUGCUAGUACUGGUGCUGGCGUCCCUGCUACAGGAGCUAACAUCGGCAGCGGAGCUGCAGCCUCCGGUAACAACAACCAGGGGGGCGCUGGGGACGACAACGCAGAUGACUCGGACGACUCGGACGACGAUGACUGA